CCCUCCGCAAGACCCACCGCGACGUGCCCCGGCAAGUCCGCCGAAUGUUCGACAUCGAAACGUACAUGCUGACGCACCCGAUGGUGACGGCGGCGUCGACAUAUCUUGGUCGGUACCUGCCCGAGGUGCUCGUGCUCAAAGUGGCCGCGUACCUUGUCGCACCGCCCGUGUCGCUUGCGGACGCCUUGCGAGGCUCUGUUCACCUCGCUGGCUACCUCCCCGCCGCCCUGUGGCCGCACCGAAACGCUCUCAGUCCCGCGCGCGCUGCGUCGUGCAUUGCGGUGGCGAUCGAGUAUUUGUGCCAUCCUGAAGUGCACACCCACAUCUCGACUGGCCAUUUGCCGAGCCUCGUGUACCUAGCGCUGCUCACGGUCGGGACGCCUGCCUUUGCAAAAGUCGACACUGCCGUGCAACAACAGCGGCGCUAUACUGCGUUUGAAUCCGAGUGUGCAGCGCUGGACACGGCGUCAUUGAGUACGAUGCAAGCGCUCGUCUGGGACGAGUACAUGCGGCGCCCAACGUAG
Molecule: messenger RNA, 524 nt
Organism: Saprolegnia diclina VS20
Lineage: Eukaryota; Oomycota; Saprolegniomycetes; Saprolegniales; Saprolegniaceae
Exons: 1
Coding region: 45-524 (159 amino acids)
Source: RefSeq, a predicted model, not a curated record